UAGGAAACUGUGGAGCUGCGGAUGCCAUCUUGGCUCCACUCAGACAGCCAACCGAGUGAAAUCAGCGGAGCCACAAUGGAGAUGUUUUCUUCCCGUGACAGUCCGGUGCCUGGCAGGUGAUUAACAGAGUGAAGCUCCUCCUCAGGCUGCUACGUUGGAGACUAACCUGGAGAACUGCAUAUUAAGACAAGGAUAUAACCAAGAUCAAGAUGGAUACCUCAAAACUUGCUAAGAUCCAGGAUGAGGAUCGAGAGAGCGAGUUUGGAUUUGUUCAUGGGGUUUCUGGACCAGUGGUGACAGCGACAGCGAUGGCCGGAGCCGCCAUGUACGAGCUGGUCCGUGUAGGUCACAGUGAGCUGGUGGGAGAAAUCAUCCGUUUGGAGGGAGACAUGGCAACCAUCCAGGUCUACGAGGAGACUUCUGGCGUGUCUGUCGGUGACCCUGUCCUUCGGACGGGAAAGCCCCUUUCUGUAGAGCUGGGCCCAGGCAUCAUGGGCUCCAUCUUUGACGGUAUCCAGCGUCCACUGAAAGACAUCAACGACCUGACUCAAAGUAUCUACAUCCCAAGAGGAGUAAACAUCGGUGCUCUUAACAGAGACCUCAAAUGGGAAUUUUCCCCCGGGCAGAGUCUUCGGGUCGGCAGUCACGUGACAGGCGGUGAUAUCUACGGCAUCGUGUAUGAGAACUCCUUGAUAAAACACAAGAUGAUGCUUCCACCUCGCAACAGAGGCACUGUCACCUACCUAGCCCCACAGGGAAACUACGACAUCUCUGAUGUGGUUCUUGAACUGGAAUUUGAAGGCAUAAAGGAGAAGUUCACCAUGAUGCAGGUGUGGCCUGUUCGACAAAUCCGCCCAGUCACAGAGAAGCUACCUGCUAAUCAUCCGCUGCUGACCGGGCAGAGGGUUCUGGACGCACUUUUCCCUUGUGUGCAGGGUGGAACCACUGCUAUCCCAGGAGCCUUUGGGUGUGGAAAGACGGUGAUCUCGCAGUCAUUGUCCAAGUACUCCAACAGUGACGUCAUUGUGUACGUUGGCUGCGGAGAGCGUGGAAAUGAGAUGUCUGAAGUGCUGCGGGAUUUCCCAGAGCUUACUAUGGAGGUCGAUGGCAAGACUGAGAGCAUCAUGAAGAGAACAGCACUGGUUGCUAAUACAUCCAACAUGCCUGUAGCUGCCAGAGAGGCCUCCAUUUACACAGGGAUCACACUAUCCGAAUACUUCAGAGAUAUGGGUUACCAUGUGAGCAUGAUGGCCGACUCCACGUCCCGAUGGGCCGAAGCUCUGAGAGAAAUCUCUGGAAGAUUAGCUGAAAUGCCUGCUGGUAAGUUUUUGAUGGAUGUGGUUCAUUUAUAAUGAUUUGCGAGGACUCUGUGA
This is a messenger RNA of Notothenia coriiceps (black rockcod), 1373 nucleotides long. RefSeq names its product V-type proton ATPase catalytic subunit A. The coding region runs from base 210 to 1352 and encodes 380 amino acids. The record is from RefSeq and is a predicted model, not a curated record. The transcript has 9 exons. Gene Ontology annotation, cellular component: lysosomal membrane. Gene Ontology annotation, biological process: ATP metabolic process; proton transmembrane transport. Gene Ontology annotation, molecular function: ATP binding; proton-transporting ATPase activity, rotational mechanism. Lineage: Eukaryota; Metazoa; Chordata; Actinopteri; Perciformes; Nototheniidae.